UUAGUGACUCUGCGGUAAAGGCACGCUAGCUGACAGCAGCACUAGCCGCAGUUUCCCAGUUGGAGAGUUGAGAUAGUUCGCUGAGCGAAAGAGCCAAGCGGUGGAUAUUCUGCAGGCGUCGGACGCAGAAUUUCCAUCAGCCGUAUAGGUGUUUCCUAUAUAUACAACACGUCACCAAAGUCUGUAUACCUAUAUAGGCAGUGGCUUCUGGCUUGGCUGGGCUAGGUGUGAGAAUUGUGCAUCAGCAUCACAGUCACAACAACAUACGCAGCACGGUCAUCUGAACCAGCCGUGCGCGCAGGUUCAUCGAACGCGGACCGACGUAGGUGUAUACAUAUAUAAGCACUCCUCUGGAGCAGCAGCCGAGCCGAGUGACCGCGGAGAACAACACACAGGCUGUGCUGAAGAGAGUGUGUGUGCGUGUGUGAGAGAGAGAGAGAGAGAGAGAGAUAUGUCUGAUUAUUGGGGGUAGAGCAACGUAAUUAAGGGCUGAUUAAGCGAGCGGAGCCUGGUCUGGAAGUGUAGGCUCAGUGAUAUGCGGUGCGGAGCGAGGGGAUCACCUGUGGACACCACCAGAGGCAUGGACCUGUGCUGCACCUAACCUCCAAGCUGCUGCGACGAUCUUGACGAGCCGCCUUCCAAGAAUCCCUCUUUUUCUCGAUCCCCUCUGCAGCAGGACAGACCACGAAUCCAGAGUCAAUGAUACCGAACGGAGUUGCGAGUGAUAAAAAGGAGAAAUGCCCUCCGCCAAGGACCUCCUCGCUGACGACGGGCUCCUCCUGCUCGCCUCUCAUGAAGUUCUCCUCGUACGUGCUGGCGAUCAGGCCGUGGUCGCUGAGCGCCUCGCUGAUACCGACGUUCCUCGGCUCGGCGUUGGCCUACAAGCUGCCCGGAGCCAGCACGGGCUUUAGCCCCAUCACCCUGGUCUUGACUCUCAUCACGGUCGCCUGCGUUCACGGCGCCGGCAACGUCGUCAAUACCUACUUCGACUACAUCAAGGGAGUCGACAGUCGCAAGAGCGACGACCGGAUCCUGGUGGAUCAGCUGCUCUCCCAGGACGAGCUGGUAUCCCUGGGAGCCUGGCUCUACGCCGCGGGAUGUCUGGCCUUCGUUCUUCUGGCUACCAUGUCCCCGGCCAAAAUGGAGCACCUUGCUCUCGUCUACUUUGGCGGGCUCUCCUCGUCGUUCCUCUACACCGGCGGCAUAGGACUCAAGUACAUAGCUCUCGGCGACGUUUUGAUACUUAUCAUUUUUGGACCGAUAUCCGUGCUGUUCGCCUUCAUGGCGCAGACCGGCUACAUUGAGUGGAACACUAUGUAUUAUGCGAUUCCGCUGGCUCUCAGCACCGAGGCUAUACUGCACAGCAACAAUACCAGGGACCUCGAGAGUGACAAGCAGGCGGGCAUUGUCACACUUGCAAUCCUAAUUGGCUACACGGCGUCACAUGUUUUAUACGCGUUUUUACUUUUCGCACCGUACGUCACCUUCGUCGUUCUCGCCUGCAGAUACUCGUUCUGCUUUCUGCUGCCAGUGGUGACGUUACCUCAGGCAUUUCAGAUAGAGAAGAGCUUUAGGAAUCCCAGGACGAUACAAGAUGUUCCCAAGGAAACAGCCAGUCUGAAUCUCUACUUGGGUGGCUUGUACAUUAUUGCCUGUUUGCUAAUCGAUCGACUUCCAUACCUGCAGUCUGUUUAAACAGUUUACACAAGAGAGCAAGAUGAGAGGGAAUCUUUUGUCAGCGGCACAACUUCAGUGCUUAAGAUUGCUUUUCUGCUGCAACUAGAGCAGCUGCAGAGAAUUGCAUUGAAAAAUGAUUUUGAGCAUCAUCAACCUGUACUGUACUUCAUCCUCAUGAGAAACACAUUUCCGAAAAAGCAUCAACAACUUUAUCGAAUAAAUAAAUAAAUAUAUAUAUAUAUAUAUAUAUAUAUAUAUAUAUAUACUUAUAUAUCUGAGCACUCAAGACUGGAGUUUGAGGUGUAAUUUUUGUAUAGUAAGAGUAAUCAACGAUUUAUAUUACUUUUGUUCAAAGUAUACGUUGUUUGCUAGAUCCAAUUCUGAAAGCUGUUUCUGGAGCUUAAUUGGAGCUAGAAAACGCUGCAGAGCCAAUGUCACCAGCUGUAUAUUACAGUUUUUACUUAGCGUUAUUAAAAACGCGUUUAAGAUCCCUCGAUGGAAUUGUAAAUUCUAAAGAUUUUAAAGACUCAUUCUCACUCUUUAUUCGUGUCAGCGUUAAUACGGUUCCUUUUUACGACGAGGGCGGCGAUUGUUUGAUAAAUCUUUUCUUAAGAGUAAUUGUCUUAUAUAAGCUGCAUACAAAUUGUAUUUACGUAAUGUUAAAAGAAUUGUUUAAUAUCUUAAGAGUGACUGCAUGCGACAAGUACACAAGGCAUACGACGUAACGUGUUUUAGCGCGUUUGUUAGAUAUUUAUUACAUAUAUCGAUAUGAUUUAUCGACAACACAUGCGGAAUAAGACGCGGAAACUGGAUCAAGGAUUUACUAAGAAAAUUUUGUAAAAUAAUGAUUUUGUAAGUGUGAAGGAGACGUUAUGAAAAUUGCAAGAACACAGUGGUGCUUUGACUGUUAUUGUUGGAAAGACGUCUUUUCCAGCAGUUUCAAUAAACUUAUCAAAAAAAUA
Molecule: messenger RNA, 2639 nt
Organism: Nasonia vitripennis (jewel wasp)
Lineage: Eukaryota; Metazoa; Arthropoda; Insecta; Hymenoptera; Pteromalidae
Gene: heix
Product: ubiA prenyltransferase domain-containing protein 1 homolog
Exons: 2
Coding region: 700-1695 (331 amino acids)
Biological process (GO): menaquinone biosynthetic process; vitamin K biosynthetic process
Cellular component (GO): endoplasmic reticulum; Golgi membrane
Molecular function (GO): prenyltransferase activity
Source: RefSeq, a predicted model, not a curated record